Molecule: messenger RNA, 5444 nt
Organism: Columba livia (rock pigeon)
Lineage: Eukaryota; Metazoa; Chordata; Aves; Columbiformes; Columbidae
Gene: MLEC
Product: malectin
Exons: 5
Coding region: 55-906 (283 amino acids)
Cellular component (GO): membrane
Molecular function (GO): carbohydrate binding
Source: RefSeq, a predicted model, not a curated record
CCCCUGGCGGCGGCAGGAAGGGGCGGGCGGCGGGAGCGGCGCCGGGAGCCCGAGAUGGUGGGCGCCGGGGCGCGCGGGGCGCCGCUGCUGCCGCCCUUGGUGCUGCUGCCGCUGCUGCUGCUGCCGCUGCUGCUGCUGCGGGGCGCGGCGGGCGGGCUCGCCGACAGCGUCGUCUGGGCCGUCAACGCGGGCGGCGAUGCCCAUGUGGACGUGAACGGCAUCCACUUCCGCAAGGACCCGCUCGAGGGCCGCGUGGGCCGAGCUUCUGACUAUGGGAUGAAGCUGCCAAUCUUGCGGUCCAACGCAGAAGAUCAGAUUCUGUACCAGACAGAGCGUUACAACGAGGAAACCUUUGGCUACGAAGUUCCCAUCAAAGAGGAGGGUGACUACGUGCUGGUGUUGAAGUUUGCAGAGGUCUAUUUUGCACAGUCUCAACAGAAGGUAUUUGAUGUUCGCUUGAAUGGCCACGUGGUGGUGAAGGACUUGGACAUUUUUGACAGAGUUGGCCACAGCACAGCUCAUGAUGAGAUCAUUCCCAUGAGUAUCAAAAAGGGGAAACUGAGUGUCCAGGGAGAGGUUUCAACAUUCACAGGAAAGCUCCACAUUGAGUUUGUAAAGGGCUACUAUGACAAUCCAAAAAUCUGUGCCCUGUACAUCCUGCAAGGAACAGUGGAAGAUGUUCCAAAGCUGCAGCCGCACCCGGGUCUGGAGAAAAAAGAAGAUGAUGAUGAUGAAGAUGAAUAUGACGAUGGCUCCAGUGUUAAAAAACAGGCAAAUAAGAACCGGGUUCAGUCAGGCCCGCGCACACCAAACCCCUAUGCCUCGGACAACAGCAGCCUCAUGUUUCCUAUAUUGGUGGCCUUUGGUGUCUUCAUUCCUACCCUCUUCUGCCUCUGCCGAUUGUGAGAGCAAGCCCCACAGAGCAUCAGACAAGGGGCUGGGAGGGAAGGAGUUGGACCAAACACGGUUGCUUUCAAUUUCUCCAUAUUGUUCAUAAUUUAAGGAAAAAAAAAAAAAAAAGAUUAAAAAAAAGAAAAGAUGAUUCAUUUGGAAUGAAUAGAAGGUCCAGGUAAAAGGGAGCUUACCUUCCCCCUGCCAGCAAGCAGCGAGGCCCUCGCCUUCCCCUCGCACCAUGUGCAGCCUCCGAUCCUCCCUGGGGCAUCCAAGAGUAAGCUGAGUCCUGGCUGUCUGUGUGUUGGGCUGUUGGAAGCUGAUGCCAGCAGUCCCGGGCCAUGUCCCACAUUGAGAGAAUGCCCUGUGCUGCAAGAUCACUGCCUUUGCUGGGUGGAAUAUGGUUCCUUAAGCAGGGAAGCAGCUCCUAAAACCAGGCCUGGGUACACUUUUUGUCCAGGAGCGUGGAAGUGUUGUGUGCCACUGGGUGACUAACGACUGGAGGAUGGAGCCUGGCUCAGCGUCUCUGUGAAUGCGUGCGACACAAUGUAUGGUACUUGCCUGCAUAAACAUACCAAGACUCCAGCUAGCUGCUCAGCCUCUGCGGAGACGUUUCCCUCCUCAGAGUGCAAGCUGCGCCAGGAGCAGAGGGAUUUAUCUGGCCUGAUUUGCUGCACCGGUUGGGAGAGACUUUCCUAGUUUGACAAUUGUAAUGCUAGAUCCGUUGCAGAAGGAUUCUGCCGUAGCCUGUGAGAGGCUGACGUUGUUAGCGUCAGAUCCGAUGCACUUGUUUUCUGUAUUGAUUAUGGCUCUUGUUUCCUUUAAUAUCCUUUUCUUUUUGAAGGUUUAAUUUUAAGCCCAGUUCCUUGCUUUGCCUUUUCUAGCAAGUGACAUCUCCUUUGGAAGAAGCUGAGAAUCAGAUGGUCUAGAGAGGAAGUUCUGGACUUGUUCCUUGGCCAUUGUAACGGUUUGCUCCCCUCCUGUGCUGUAGGACAGAGCGGAGCAACCUCGCAGAUGCUCCCGGUGAGCUCUUGUUCCCUGUCGCAGGGACCACGCUUGCCUGCCAGCAGUGAGGAGUGCGGUGCAGCUGGUUGGUGUCUUCAGUUAGCACGGCUGUUUGCAUGUCCAGGCACUGUGGUGAAGGGGCAAGUGUCCAGCGUUUUAGUACUGUAGAGCAAGGUGGUUUACUGGCCUCCAGAGAUCUGGAAGUGAGCAGAACACUGGAGACAAGCUCACUCGCUUCCCCCAGGGAUAUUUCUGCAAGAGGCUUCUGUUUCCACAUGCAGAGGCUGCGCUUGUCUGACAGAGGCUGAGCAGAGCAAACGUCCGCACUGCACCUGCUGACCCAGAGCUGUGGGCCCCAAGGAGUUAACUUCCCCUGGUCCUGGCCUCUGACAUAUUGAGUGUUUCUGGCUGGUGGGAGACGUUUUGUGUGCCAGAGCAGGAUCUGGCCCAGGCAUGGGUGGGCCCGUGCAGGUCAGCUUUGGUCCUUGUGAGCUCUGGGCUCAGAGAACACUUUACCUCAUGCUGUCGCUGUUGUUCUCAGAAGUGCCCUCUCUUUACCCAGAGCAGCUGCACUGAGCCAUGUCCUCCUUGCUGGUGCUCCUCCCUGACCCUGAGUUUUCCUACGAUUGUUAUUGGGUUUGUUCCCCUGCAGUGGCUCAGACUUUCUUUGAGCUGAGAAGGGCCAGCAGAAUUCCCUACUUUCUGGAAAGGAAAGCAGAGGAGCAGCCUUUCUGCUUUUGCAGGGCUCAAGCAGCUGAAGCCUUUGCUUCCUCCUAACCUUCAAGCAGUGAUAGGAGCUGCCAGCUCACAAGCUCCAGAACAGGAGCUGGACGAGGUGUCAAAGCACCGCUCUGCGCAGCAGUGGCGCUGAACCUUGCCUUUCUGAUCGCGUGCGUCACUGCUAUAGGCCUGACCCUAAUUCUGCGUCUGUGAGCUAAAGAGCAAGCAGUAGGGCCUUAAUUACUUUUUCUCCAAUUGCACAAGUGGUAACAGCCAGUUUGGGAGAAGCAAGAAGGUCCUUGCCACACUGGAAGGAGAAGGCAGGCUUUAGAGAGAGCUGAUCUUAAGAACAAAACUUAGGAUGAAAAGACAGUAAGCUUGAAGUUGUCUGCUUUAUCUUCUAGCUGCUGUUCAAAUACUAGUACUUAUAAAGCUCUUAUAAAAUAUGAGCUCUGUUUUGUUUGGUUCCUGCAGAGAUUCUCCAGUGUUUGGGGGAUUGCUUUAACUGGAGCACAGAGACAUUUAGAUCUUUAUCAGUUUUGAGAAGCAUGAACUGUGCUGAUUUGUUAAGCAAAGAACCUGAGCUUGCAAGCAAGCUUCUCUGUAAGGAGCUGUUCUCCUCCAGGCCUUUUAGGUUGCAUUUUAUUUGAGCAUCCUUGGAGCAAAGAAUCACUCAGCUUCUAGUGGCUCACCCAGUAACUCUGCACCUUGCCUAGCAUGAGAAAAGGGGUGUGCGUUUAGGUGUGCAAAGUUGGAGAUGAGACUUCUAGGAUAGUUUAUCCCUGCCUCUCCGGGCAGCCAGGCCGCCCGUGUGGUGCCACCAGCUGCCCCUAAGGCCACGCUGUGCCAGGUGCGAGCUGUUGUGUUCCAGUUGCUCAGUUGGAAUGAAUUUGUCUUAUUUGAAUAAGAAUAAUGAGGAGGAAUAGUUCAUCCUUCAUGGCUUGAAUUUAGUUGUUUUGGCUCAGUUUUCAUCCACUUUUUUCACUACAAAGUUGGUGGCUGACGGGUUCCUGACCCUGUUGUGGUGCCAUGAGCAGUUUUCCUUGUUGGUCCAUCCCCUCCUGACAGGUUACAGACAAGCCUGGUUGUGCUUUGUUGCCUCCAGCCAGCAGCAGGCAGAUGACACGUGUGUCCCUGCGCAGCAGCCUGGGGAGCUGGGUCAGAACAGACCCUGGCUUCAUUGGUGAAGCAGUUGUGUAGAGAAGGGUGGAUAAGGCAAUUUUAAUAAAGCUUCUACUUAAUAAAGGGGAGAUGACACCAUCAAUCGUGUUUUGGGCCUGGAUCCAGCCUCAGGGUAGUUGUUCCAAAGCCUGUUUUAAUUGCCCCUCCUUUCAUACCUUUAAGCCAGGCCACCCUUCCCUUCUCUGUGUGUGUGAUUAAGUCAACAGCUCUGACUCUUUUGACUAUCCCAGGUGGCAGUGAGCAGAGAGCCAAAUGAAUUCCCUUCUCUUUUUGGUGCCUUUGUCUCAGGCUUUGAAUAAAAGUCUAUUUGAAGAAGCUUUUUUUAAAUUUUUUGUUUUCUUUGUAAGAAGCUUCUGAGUUGUUUUUUCUUUUUCCCUAAGGGACAGGCAUUCCCUGCCCUUGUGACCAGCUGCGGGCUGUCUCACUGUCCCCACUUCAGAGAUCACAGCUGAAGCAGAGAAGUGUGAGGGAGUAUCUUUGGUACCAGCCCUUGAGGUCAAUGGAAGAAAAAGCCUAGCAGGGGAUAGAAGAACUGGAAGAGCUCCUUCAGGUCUGGUCUCCCCUAGAAAUCUCCCGAAGGCAGCAUGGAGAACUUCCAGACAGUCUGGUGCCUGCGUGUCUGUGUGGUUCAGAGCUGAGUGAGUCAUGGCUGGGUCCUGGUAGUUGUAUGGUGCUUGGAGCUUCUGGGUGCAGAGUGUGGCUUGGGGGGACCUGCCCCCCAGAAUCACUCACCAAUGGCUUGCUCUGCACUGUUUGCAUCUGAACAGGGAGCAGAGACCCUUAGUCUUUCUUUAAGCUGAAAUGGGAUUGCAACAGCCAGGGAAAUGUCUUGGUAUGGGAAGCCUGGGCUGAACAGACCUGUCUUUGAUGGAAAACAGCAGGAGGAGGGAGAGGACCAGCAAAGCAGCUUAAGCCCUUGAUGUGAGAGAGAUUCUGAGCAGCUGCGAAGUACCAAGUGUGUCAGGCUCUGUUUGGUGCUCAAAUGUGGGAGACAUCUGUUUGCUUCUUGCACUUAUGUGGCGGGAGAGAAAUAUCCUUGCUGAGGAUCCAAGGGAAGUGGGAGCUGGGCCAGCACUGAGCUAAUUUACCUACUGGCGCUUCUGCAUCUCCACAACAAAUGCCAAAGUCUAAUACAAUUCAAGGAUGCUUUUUUAACGUCAGCCUGGUUUCACCAGUCUGUCUUCACCGGCUCGUCCCAGAUAGGCUCAGACAAGUAUUCUCAGCGGCACAAACACAGCACCAGGCUGGAGCUGUGAAGGUUGAGAGACGUGAUUACACGAAUAGGCCUCCUGUGCUUGCACCCCUGCGUCGAGCGCUGCCCAGCGGGGCUGCAGCACGUCCUUUCGCCUGCAUCCAAAUGGUUUUGUCCCAGGAGUACAGUAGCAACCGCAUUGAAGUGGUGCUGGGCUGGACAGGAGAGCUGAAAGCAGGUCCAUGUCUUCCGGGACUCUGGCUUGCUCAGAGUUUAUUGCUGUAUAUUAAAUACUAUUUUUGGAGAAUGGGGGGGAAGAUGUGGGAGGGGGAGGGAUGUGGCAGCACUGUCCCCAGGCUGAUCAGCGGGACGCUACUGCAGGUUAUUGAGAGGUUUUGAUUUUUUUUUUCCCAAAAAGUGCUUUAUUAAAAUAAAAUAAUAAUAAUCAACAAAA